This is a messenger RNA of Anneissia japonica, 4365 nucleotides long. RefSeq names its product U2 snRNP-associated SURP motif-containing protein-like. Gene Ontology annotation, biological process: RNA processing. The record is from RefSeq and is a predicted model, not a curated record. Gene Ontology annotation, molecular function: RNA binding. The transcript is spliced from 20 exons. Gene Ontology annotation, cellular component: nucleus. Lineage: Eukaryota; Metazoa; Echinodermata; Crinoidea; Comatulida; Comatulidae. The coding region runs from base 81 to 3050 and encodes 989 amino acids.
UGCGUUUGUUUUGUUCCUCCAGUGGAUACGUUUUAGGACUGUAUGUACAUUGUACACGCAUGCGUAGUUAAUCAUUCAAAAUGGCGGACAAGCACUCUCGCAUGAAGGGGUUAAACCCUAACUCUAUGAAGGGGAUCUCCCAUAACAAACUGAAAGCAUUCAGUGUUGGUCAGAUGAAUAUUGGCAAGAAAAAAUCUAAAAAAGAAGAAGAAGAAGCAAGAAAAAAGCAUGAUGAAAAGGCAACAGCAAAAGUAUUCGAAGAGUUUGUGGCCUCCUUUGAGGAUUCCGGGUCCUCAAUGGGAAAAGCUUUCAUUAGAGGAUCAACUAUCAACCCAGAAACAAAAGAAGAAAAGACUGAUCAUCAAACAGGCAAACUGUAUAAACCUUCUUCCAAGAUAUCAGAAAGCAUUUUAUUAAAGAAACAAGAGGAAGCUAAGAAAGCAGAAAAGGCGGCACAACAGGAGCAAGCAAAGAAGAAAAAGGAGAAGGAGAAAAACAAAUCAAAAAGUAACCUAGAAAACUUUUUAGAAGAAUUAAAAGUAAUUCAGGCAGAACGAGAGAUUAGACACAAACUAAAGAAGGAGAUUGCAGAGCAUUCUAAUAAACACACACCAAAGGAGCCAAAAGCACCAUUGCUCGCUACACCUGACAUGCGAAUACCAAUUGGUAUGGAGGACUAUGCUUAUGGAUCACAUGACACAGGGGAUCCUCAGACAACAAACAUCUUUCUUGGAAGUUUGAACCCAAAAAUGACAGAGGAGAUGUUGUGUCAGGAGUUUGGAAAGUACGGACCUCUUGCCAGUGUGAAGAUCAUGUGGCCCCGCACGGACGAGGAAAGAAGUCGCAAUAGAAAUUGUGGAUUUGUAGCAUAUAUGAAUCGAAAAGAUGCGGAACGGGGCAUGAAAAACAUAGAUGGUAAAAUGAUAAUGGAAUACGAGAUGAAACUUGGAUGGGGGAAAAGCGUUCCGAUCCCUCCACAUCCUGUGUUUAUUCCACCACAAAUGUUACAACUGACUCUCCCGCCCCCACCAUCUGGACUCCCCUUCAAUGCACAGCCCAAGGACAAACGAAACAGCUCGCGCACGGGGCAGGGCGGAGACGAUGAUUUGAAGAAGACGUUAAAAGAUGCAGUUGUUAAAGUGGUUAUCCCGACAGAAAGACCGCUGUUGCACCUCAUUCAUCGUAUGAUCGAGUUUGUGGUACGCGAAGGGCCAAUGUUCGAAGCAAUGAUCAUGAACAGAGAAAUCAAUAAUCCGUUAUUUAGAUUUUUGUUUGAGAAUACAAGUCCUGCCCAUGUUUAUUACCGUUGGAAGCUCUACUCAAUACUACAAGGAGAUUCACCAACACAUUGGAAAACAAAAGAAUUCCGUAUGUUCCAUGGAGGGUCGUACUGGAGGCCCCCGCCACUUAAUCCAUAUCUACACGGAAUGCCAGAGGCUUUGACUGGUGAACGACCUCCCAGACAAGCAACACCCCCUCCACCACAAAUUGAAGAAGUUAAGAAACGAGGAACAUUAUCAAAUCAUCAACGAGACAAACUAGAAGAUAUGCUGAGAAAUCUGACAAUGGAGAGACAGAAAAUAAGUGAUACGAUGGUAUACUGUCUUGACCAUGGCGAGUCAGCUGAAGAAAUCGUCGAGUGCAUUUCCGAAUCAUUGUCCAUUCUUCAGACGCCAAUUCCAAAGAAGAUUGGGCGUUUGUUCCUUGUUUCCGACAUCUUGUUCAAUUCCAGUGCGAAGGUUGCUAACGCAUCCUAUUACCGUAAAUAUUUCGAAGCGAGGUUACCGGGUAUUUUUAUAGAUCUCCACAAGACGCAUCAAUCCAUUCAGCAAAGGUUGAAAGCAGAACAUUUUAAGAAUCGUGUGAUGGCUUGCUUCCGUGCGUGGGAAGACUGGGCUAUAUACCCUAAUGAGCUAUUGGUUCGACUUCAGAAUGUUUUUCUCGGUCUUGUUGGUUCGAAGAAAGGAGAUGGGCCAAAUGGUGAUGUGGAGAUGUUAAUUGAGAAGACAGUUGAACCUGAACUUGAUGGUUUACCACUGGUCAACGAAUCAUUAGAUGGUCAGGAGAUUGCAGAAGAUAUCGAUGGUGCAAAUAUUGAUGUUGAUGGAACAGAAAUAACCGAGGACCUAGAUGGAAACCCAGUGGAGAAUAUUGAUGGUGUUCCAGAGCCUGGAAUGAAGGAAGCAGAAGGAAAAUUUAAAGUUGCCCCAUCAAAAUGGGAAUCAGUUGAUGCAUCCACCUUGGAAUCACAAGCCAUGACUACUUCCAAAUGGGAAUUACUUGAAACGUUAGAAGAGGAGAAGCCUAAGGAAGUGGAGGAAGAAGAAGAAGAUGAAGAUGGUGUUCCGAUUGAAGAGGAUGAGGAUGAUGAUGAACAAGAAUCAUCUAAAUCAUAUGAUUUAAACACCCUCAAACCAUUGGAAAUGACAGAGGAACGGAGAGCUAAGUUAAGAGAAAUUGAGAUGAAAGUUAUGAAGUUUCAAGAUGAUGUUGAAGGCGGACGAAGAAGUCGAAAGUCUGGUAUGAGUAUCUCAGAACAAGUUCAGAAGUACCGUAAAAAACUUCUGCAAAAGGAACGAGAACGAGCAAUAGAAAAACAACGAGGGAAAGAUCGAGAUAAACUAAAGCAAAGGGAACAAGAGAGACUAAGAGAUUAUGAAAGAGCUCGGGAAAAAGAGCGCAUUCGACUCGUUGAUGCUUCUGAUUCAGAUUCUGACUCGAGCAAACAGAAACGACGUAGAAGCUCAAGCGGGUCAGCUAGCCCUGUUAGUAGCAAGCGUUACCGGUCCGGAUCACGCUCACCAGGGUCUGAGCGCCGCAGCAGCAGGCACGAAUCUCGUGAAGUAUCCCCUGUAUCAUAUAGCGACUCUCCAAACAUUCGCAAACGAAGCCCAUCUCGAAAAACACAUCGGUCACACAGGUUACAGCGGUCAGGUUCUCGGUCUCCUAAUAGGCGGCCACGAAGGUCAAGAUCGCGGUCUCCGUCAAAGCGAUCCUACUCUCCUUACCGCAGUAAAUCUCAUAGAAAGAAAAGCAAACACUUGAAGUGAUGAAUAGUUUGGAAGGUCACAUAAAAAAUUUCAAUUCUCUCUGAAAAGUAUCUAUUCGUUUUUUUACCUUAUCAACAAAUUGGAUGUUGUUUUUCUGGAUCAGAGAGGACAGAUACACUUGAAAUGAAAGUGUGAACAACACAGUUAAACUUAACAAGUUUAAACAGAUAUAUCAGUACCUGCUUCAGAAAACUGAUUUAAUUGAAGCAAGUCAUUAAUUUUCAUUCAAAACAGGCAGAAAGCAUUGAGCCAGUUAUUGUUUAUCUUGUCUGAAAACAUGUUGAUAAUACACUCGCCAUUUGUAGCCAAAUACUCAUGCCGUAUUGUGACUAUACACUAGCUUGUUAAAAGUUUGUUGAACCUCAUCCAUUCGUAUUAUUGAAUUUUGCAACUUAAACACUGGCAGUUAUCACUGCAUCCAUAAUGUAUGCUGGAUGAUUGACUCUAUUCCAGCAAAGUUUGUUCUGUGCGCAUCUUGCGACCUUCUGAAAUAUGUAUCAAACUUUCAGUACAUUCUUACGAAAAUAUUAGAAACGCAAUUGAAAAUAAAUUUUAUCGUGGAAAUAACCAAGUAUUCAGUGGGUACCUUGUGCUACGUUAUUUGGUUAUGAAAUAGAAAUAAAAAUUGUUUUAAAAUUGAUACUUAAUAAUUAUGUUAUUAAAGAAUUUGGAAGGGUAUGCUGGAUGAUUAAAAUAUUACAAUUUACAAAUUAAUAGUGUUUUUAUGUUUAUUGAAGCUAUUAUUCAGAUUUUUAUAAAUGGUCCCCAAAUUCAUCUCAAUAAAUUAUAACAUGAAAUUGUUAUAAAUAAUUAAAAGAGAAAGCAAUGCAAUUUAGUUUGGAUUUAGUUUUGUACUUCAUUAAAUUUUCUCUACCAAUUAUCCCAGGAUAUGUUGUUUAUCCUAAGCAUGUUGAACUGCGAUCCAGUUGUCUCCGUUAAAUCAGAACUAUAGUUUAUCAUAUUCCCGAUGACCGCUAACAUGUAUAAUAAUACAGUAUAUCACUUAUGACAGAGGUUAUUGAGCCCCCAUUUUAUUUUAUUAUUUAUGUAGACUUUUGUAAUUUGUAAAUGAAAAUACCUUACAAAAAUACCACUUUUAUUCUCACAAAUUAUGUCGUUAUGUAAAGAUUUCAAGUUAAUACGAAAUUUAGGAUAAAUUAUUUCAAAACCAUAUACUGUAGUACGAACUCCCACCAAUGAGGUAGGUAUAUUCAAAUUAAGUUAAUCUUAACAUGGUAACUACAUAAACUUUGCAUUGUAAUAUUGGAAAUUCUUAAUGUUGCAAUUUGAUAAAUAUAACCUGUGAAUACAUGUA